This is a messenger RNA of Psylliodes chrysocephalus, 1620 nucleotides long. NCBI's taxonomy places the organism in Eukaryota, Metazoa, Arthropoda, Insecta, Coleoptera, Chrysomelidae. The record is from the annotation of a GenBank genome assembly.
AUUAACUUAAUAGAAAAGAGGCCGUAAUGAAAUUAUUUACUGUAUAGCCAACAAAAAAUAGACGCUAAUUUUUCCUUUCACUAAAGGCAGAAAGAAGAUAAACCUUCUGCCUUUUUUUCAAUAGUUAACCUUAAAAAAGUUUAAAAGCCAAUCCACGUGAAAUAAAUAUAUGUAAUUAAAAAUUACUGAAGAAUGGAAAUUGACGCAAAAUCAGCACCAAAUGUAAAUUUUAUACCUUGCGUCAAAUGGGUAAAGAAAGGUAUUGCAAAUACAAAUCCAGUAAAGCUACAGCUGUCAAAAAAUGAAUUAGUUCAGAUAAUAAAUGAAACUAGAGAAAAACUUCAAGAAACGGAAAUUAAUGAUGAUCCUAUGGAUGAAGAAACACCACAGCAAGAUGAAUUUGAUUUAGAGAAAUAUGAUGAAGAUGAUAGUGAAACCACUGCAAAUGCUUUGGGUAUAGGAUCUUUGGCAGAAUUAAACAAUGACACAGAAGAUCAUUUUUUCAGAAUCUGAUGAUUCAGAUAAAGAAGACGAUGCGAUCAAACCAACUGAUAAUUUGAUUUUAGUAGGACAUGUUGAAGGUGAUGCAAGUAUUCUAGAAGUUUAUGUUUAUAAUGAAGAAGAAGAAUCAUUAUAUGUACAUCAUGAUAUUUUUUUACCAUCCUUUCCAUUGUGUGUAGAACACUUAAAUUAUGAACCGAAGAUGCCCAAGGGGAAUUAUUGUGCUGUAGGGUCAAUGACUCCUGUAAUAGAAGUUUGGGAUCUAGAUAUUAUGAAUGUUAUUGAACCUAGCUUUACUUUGGGAAGACCAGGCAGUAAAAAGAAGAAGAAAGAACACAUAGGUCAUACUGAUGCAGUCUUAGCUCUUGCUUGGAAUAAAAUCUAUGAUCAUGUAAUAGCAAGUGGUUCUGUUGACCAGACUGUUCUACUUUGGGACAUGGAAAUAAAAAGACCCAACACAACAAUAAAAUCAUUUACAGACAAAGUUCAAUGCUUAGAAUGGCAUCCUUUAGAAGCCCAAACUUUACUAGCAGGAGGCUGUGAUAGCUCUACAAGAGUAUUUGAUUGUAGAGCACCAGAAACUCACCAGACUUGGCUUUUAGAUGGAGAAGCAGAACGUAUUUGUUGGAACCCAUUGGAACCUUUCACUUUUCUAGCUGGUACUAGUAAAGGUGUAGUACAAUGUUUUGAUUGCCGUAAAGGACAAUUAUGGGCUAUCUCAGCACACAGUAAAGAAGUCACAGGCUUGAGUGUUAGUAAACAAUGUCAAGGACUUUUAAUAACAUCUUCUACUGAUGAAACUGUUAAGAUAUGGGAUUUCAAUUUAGAAUCGGAACCUAAGCUUGUAAGCGAAAAGGAAUUUAAUAUUGGAAAUGUUCAUUGUUUAGAUUUAUGUCCGGAUUUGCCCUUUGUCAUUACUGCUGGGGGUGAUAAAAAGUCCCAUAAUUUUACUGUAUUUGAUAUUCAGAAUAUUGAUGUUGUUAAGCAUACUUUUACACCCAGGGGCUUAAUACAGUUAGUACCCGAUACAAAUGAAAGUAAUUCUACUUAAGUUAUUAAAGAAAUUCUAAAUAUACCUGUUUUUUUUUUACCCACCUUCAACAAUAUUAAAAUCAGCAU